Pocillopora verrucosa is the source of this 5350-nucleotide messenger RNA. The record is from RefSeq and is a predicted model, not a curated record. NCBI's taxonomy places the organism in Eukaryota, Metazoa, Cnidaria, Anthozoa, Scleractinia, Pocilloporidae.
CAUUCUCAUAGGAAAUGUUUAACAAAGAGUGUGGAGAAUAUGCAUUAAGAAGUUCUGGAAUUAAUCAUUGAAGUCAUGAGAAUAGAGUUGCAAGGGGAUCGAGAAACAGCACACAGCUGACAUUUGACACCUUAGGCUUUUUGUUAGACAGAGUAUCAGAGGAAAUGUCAACAGAACAGUGUGGGGAAUAUGAAUGCCACUGUUAGGGAAUAAAGAGUUAAAGAGGUGUUUACUGAUAAAGAGGCACAAAAUCCACCAAGGACUGUGGAUUAUAACUGACCCUUUGGGUGCAUAGCCCUUCAGAACUCUAUGGCAGUAUGUGCACCUUCAACCCUGGCCAGCUCUGUCGAGAAGGCAAAUGGAGCCAAGCUUAGCAGACUUCUCAUUGAUGGUGGAACAGCAGUGUUGAGGACCAUUUUUGAUGGCUAUCACCCUCCGGCUAAUCUUUCUGCUAAUCUCAAUGCCAACUACUCAACCCUAAAAACUCUCUUGAAGAAAAAGGUUCUGCGUGCAGCCCAGUGGGACAAACUGUUCCCACCUGGUGGAGCAACACCAGACUCAAAUACGUUUGAUAUCACUCUCCUAUUUCUUCUUCUUACCAACAUUUGCAAACUGUCCUCUCCUCUUUCAGGAUGGCAUGCAAAACCAUCUCCGAGUGAUAACUCUCUUGAGGCAAAUCUCGCUCGUGUGAAGUUCUUCCGUAACGAGUUGUAUGGUCACGUCACCAGCACCAGCAUUGACACGCCCACUUUCUCCUCUCUGUGGCAGAAAAUUAGUGCCGUUCUAGUUGCUCUUGGUUUGGAUCAGAUAGAGAUCGAUCGAUUGAAGGCAGAAAACAGUGGAGAAAAAGAUUAUCUUGACCUGUUGCUUGAAUGGACUGAAAAUGAAGAGGAUAUGAAGUCAAAGCUGAUGGAGAUACAGCAUUCUCAGACCAAAUCUCAGCAAAGUAUUUUUGAAGUUCGUGAGGCUCAGCGUGAGGACCACAUGGUGCUUGAGGACACGAUGUUCAAACUGGAAGAAUUACAUCGCACCCAGAUCAACACACAGCGAGCUCUUGCAAAAUUACCUGUUCAUCAGAUGCGCGAUGAAGACAUAAACGGUAUUCAUUCAACGAAAACGAUGGUUGAAGAGAUGUUAAGAACCCAAAAGGAGUAUCACAAAACCUUACAACAACUCAAACAUGCAGCAGAAAGGGUGGAAGAACAGAAGAACUACAGCAGAGAGGGAGAAAUUCUUAAGAAACUUGCACGGAUCGACACCCACAAAGAUGUCGUUUAUCAUACCGAGAGGUAUCAAGAAGGAACUCGUAUAACGAUUCUAGAGAAAGUAGAGAACUGGCUGGUCGGUGAAAGUUCGCAAAAUCGUGUGAUGGUGAUCACCGGAAAUGCAGGAAUGGGGAAAUCCGUUAUCGCCGCAGUUUUGUGCAAAAGAAUGCAAGAAGCAGGAAGAUUAUUAGGGAGCCACUUUUGCCAGCACGAUAAAGCACGCCACAGGAAUCCCAAGAUAAUGCUUCAGUCUUUAGCUUGCCAACUAUCUGAUUGUCUGCCCCCUUACAAGAAUGUUCUUGUGGAGACUCUUUCAAGAAAUCUGGGCGUGGAGCUCAACGAUAUGGAAGUCCAGGACCUGUUUCAGUUGCUGUUUGAGGAACCCCUCAUAAAGCUAAAAAUGGCGUCUCCAAGGAAAAAUAUUCUCAUGGUGAUAGAUGGAGUGGAUGAAAGUGAAUACCAGGGACGAAGUGAACUGCUUGAUGUUAUUUCUAAUCACUUCCAUAAGCUGCCAAAUUGGAUUCGAUUUCUUGUGACAACUCGGCCAGAAAUGAACAUCGCAGAUAGUCUAAAUUUGUUUAACCCUCUUAAGCUUGAACCAAACGAUGAGGAUAACGUGAGGGAUAUAAGACUGUUGUUUGAGAGAAAGCUGAGUCAUGUAAUUAAAAAAGAACACCAAGAAAUCGUUGUAGAUGAACUGGUUAGAAAAUCCGAGGGUCUCAUUUUACAUGCUCAUUUGCUGGUAGAUUUCCUAAAAGAAAAUGUUUUUCCUCUCGAUCCAUGCUUGCUUGACAGCUCCUUACCCUCUGGUAUUUCGACAGUUUACCACACCUACUUUAAACGUCUAGAGAAUGAACUUUGCAAUGAACUGAGCAUUAAAGAGGAAGAGUUUUUGACGUUCUUGAGUGCUCUGGUGGCUGCGAGAGAGCCUUUGUUGCUAGGUUUUGUUGCCGAAUUGAUGUUCUUGGGUACCGUUUCUUUAGCGGAUAGCCGAAGAUUAAGUAAAGCAAUCUCGUCCAUAUCAGCUCUGCUGCCCAUACGAAAUGGCCGCAUUUACUUCUUUCACAAGUCAGUUAGAGACUGGUUGACCGACAAGGCGACCUAUGGCAAACACGACUUUUCUGUGGAGGAAAAGGAAGGCCAUCGUAUCCUUUCUAGACUUUGCGCAGAAGACGUCGACGAGGUGAAGCGUAAAGGUGUUGACGGGCAACUCAAUGAUAGGAAAAAGUACGCCCUUCAACAUUGUGUUCAACACAAGAUAUUAGCUUUGGAAACAAAUACCAUAGCGUACCACCUUGAGGAAAUUGUGCGGAAGUAUAUUUUAGACUUAGAGCUGGUGUAUGCAAAACUGUGUGUCAGUAAUACGGCGGCGUCUGAAGAUAUCAUUUAUGUUCAGAAGCAAGGCUGGCUUGGAACGUUGGAUUUAAAGACUCAGUGUUCCCUUGAAACUCUGCUAUUUUUAUUAAGGAGGCACAUUGAAGAUUUGACAAAACUUCCCUACUUGAUCCUGCAAAAUGUAUUGAAUAAAGGAGGUUUUGACCUCUCUUCUGAAGCGUUAAACCUUUUGGAGACGAAAUAUCCAGAAAUACCACACAUGAGAUAUUUACACGAGGAAAGGCAUCAAGAGGUUGUUCAGGUCCGUUUUCAAUGUUCAUCCCGAGUUGCUUGUUUCGAUGUUUCACCACAGUUGGACUAUUUAGUGAGCGAAUGUUCCAACGGUACCAUUCAGCUUUGGUCACUUCACACCGCUAAGAUGCUAUGGCAGCGUCCGGCAAAGGUGAUGAAAGAUUUCCGGAGGUCAAAAUGGAGAAGGUUUCCACUCUCCUAUUACCGCUCUGUUGUUUUUCAUCCUACCAAGGAACUUGUCCUACCGGGAGUUCUGAGCCUUGCCUACACCCUUGACGGAGAACUGAAACCACUUUUUCCCGAGAGCGAUUGCCGUUUCACCAUAUGCUCGAUUUCUGGAGAUAGGAGAGAGAUGUUGUCUGAUUGUACUGGUGAUGCCAAAUGCAUUGUUUUGUGGAGUCUAGACGAUGGUUCUGAAAUUACUCGCACCACUAGAUCCGAAAAUGUCUUGUCAUUUGCAUGGUCUCGAGAUGGAAGGCUGCUCGCAAUUUCCACUGCAGGCGGUUCAAUUUGCCUAGUUGAUGUGGUAGAUGACUUUCGAACUCUAGCUGAAACAGCCACCUCUGAAGUUUGUGGAAUGAUAAAGUUCUCUCCUGAUUAUCAAUAUCUAUUUUGCUUGCAUGUUUCUGAAUCUUAUUUUUCGCAAGAAUAUUGUUUCCGUGUCGAUAAAAAGGAGAACACCAAGACCUCUUGGGUUGAUCUUUCUGCCGAGAAAGGUUUUUUUGAUCUGGCCAGAAGAUGCGAUACACCCAGUGUCUGCGGUUUUCUGUUAGGAGACCCUUUUUCAUGUUUUUCUCGUCAGACGCCCCCGCCGGUGGAAUAUGUACUGGAUACACACUCUGUGGUUAGAAAUGAUUAUUCGAGAUCGGCCGUAAUUGAAAUAUUGAAUGCAAAAAAAGAAAGGGAAAACUGUCAGCUUGCAUCUAGACCUCUGAAUACUCCAUCAAGGAGCAUUGCAAUUUCACUGAACGGUGAGACUGUUUAUGUUGUGAAUGAUGCUGAUGUGCCAACUAUUACCGCGUUCGACGUUUCCAGUGGAAAGUUAAAGGCAAAGAAGAGCUUUGGGAAGACGGGCAUCAUUUAUUUUGCACCCGUGAAAGAGGGUAUAGUAGUUACAGCUAGUAACGACACUCCUAAGCUGUGGAAUUGCCAGCUAUCAAAAUGCAUCCGAGGUUGGUCCAGCUUAGACAAGAUAGCGGAGAUCUUUCCCGUAACAGAUGAGCACGUUGCAUGUGUUAGAGAAAGAGUUGAAGUCAGCAUCAUAAAUACGUCCAGCGGCAACAUAGUGUCUACAAUUUCCACUGAAUCAAGAGAAUGUGUUGCAUGUAACAGCAAAUUCCAGGUGAUAUCCUCUGACGGUCGCUCUGUUCAAUUGUCUGAUGGUACAUCGGUUCUAUGGGAGAAGGAGCAUUUGGAAUUUUUUUACGGGAAUUUCUCUCCUGACGAGCGCUUUGUAGUUUUGGAAAACUGGCCGUUCAUUACUAAUGUACUCGUCCUUAGUGCAGAUACAGGAAACACGCUCUGUUCCAUUAAAUUCGACGCGAUUCCUUUUGGGUGUGAGUUUAUCAGUGAUGAGGAAAUUGUUGUUACUUCAACUGUUGGUACAGGUUAUGGUUUACAAAUGUUUCAUGUGAGGACCGGAGAUUUGCUUAGUGUCCUGCAAUUGGAGAGCAAGCCCUCCUGUUUAGCUGCUUGUCCUCGGAAGCGACUCAUCGCUGUUGGCUUGGACAAAUCCGACCCAUGCUUCAAACUUGUGCAGGUGAAGCUGCCUUGUGACAGAGACCCAAUGACAAACAGGAGUAUCAGCAGGAACUUAGAGAUCCAAGAGAGCAGACAAAGAAAGAGAUGUGUUGUAAUGUAAUAUUGGCCUCAGAUGGAAGAAAUGGAGAGAUACGAGUGCAAAAAAAUUGAAAACUGCCAUUGUGCAUGCGUUCAGCUUUCCAACACCUGCCCUGCCUUAAAAAGCGAUAACACAUUUACUGUACUGAUACAUUGCAACUGAAAUCAGUGACAUGAAUUUUUUUCAUGUAGUCCCUCUGAAUUUCAAGCGAUAGAUUCUAAAGAAAUUACUGUAGGGCACACGUUUCCUUUUUAGGUACAAGAUCAGACAGAGUGAUAAUUGUUCAUUAAAUGUAAACGCCCUCACAGACCCUUUUUUAUUUGAUGGUGUGGCUUUCUAGUCGAGGUAGUUGUAAUGACAUAUGAACAAUUUUGACGGUAGAAUUUUAGGUCGCCAGUGAGAUGUUUCUAUGUGAGAGGUAGAAUUAGUUUGCAUGUUGCUAUAACACAAACGAUACCAAGAAAGUGUACUUAACGAUUGAGGAAAAAGAAUUUUUUAUAUCGAGCAACGCCAUAGAAGACUUUGAAUAUACGUAUUUCUUUGGUAGUUGUUGCUUCUUCUUUUUUUCAAGUAAUUCAGUAUAUAGCUCAAUUAUAUCUUUGAAGUUAUUGUGCAGUAG